AAAUCCGCAUAUAUUAAAAGUCAAAGUAAGUGCAAUAUCAAUUUCUCCUUCAUUCCUCCUCUUCUUAUUCUUCUCUUCCUAACAGAGAUCACAAACUAGAGAGAGAGGAGAGAGAAAGCGCAUUGAAAGACCAAUUUGCCCUUCGAUCUUCUUCGCCUUUCUCUCUCGCCGACGCCCAACCUUUUCAUUCGAAUCAUGAACGAGAAGGCCAACGUUUCCAAAGAGCUCAACGCCAAACACAAGAAGAUAUUAGAAGGACUUCUUAAACUACCAGAGAAUAAGGAAUGUGCUGACUGCAAAGCUAAGGGCCCAAGAUGGGCUAGUGUCAAUCUUGGCAUUUUUAUAUGCAUGCAGUGUUCUGGAAUACACAGAAGUCUUGGGGUACACAUAUCAAAGGUUCGCUCAGCAACUUUGGACACUUGGCUUCCAGAGCAGGUUGCAUUCAUUCAACAUAUGGGAAAUGAGAAGGCAAACAGUUACUGGGAAGCAGAAUUACCCCCAAAUUAUGAUAGAGUUGGAAUUGAAAAUUUCAUUCGUGCAAAGUAUGAAGAGAAGAGAUGGGUUGCAAGGAAUGAGAAACCAAAAUCACCUUCUAGUUUUCGAGAAGAGAAAAGGCCCGUGGAAAGGGUUGGCCAUAGUUAUGCAGCUGUGUCUGAGAAUACUUUUGAGGAUAGGAAGAAAAUCAAACCUUCAAAUGCUAUUCCUGGUACAAGAAUUUGUGUUCCUGCUCCUCCCAAAGGGCCUGAACUGGUAACUCCCGUGGGAAAACCUCAACAUGUUGAUAAAGCAGAACCUGUUGCGCUACCACCACCACAAAUUGAAACUUCAAAACAGACUACUGACACAACACAAAACUCCCCUCCAAAAGUUGACUUUUCUACGGAUCUUUUUGACAUGUUAUCUAUGGAUGGUCCAAGUGAGAAGGGCUCAGGUGCAGCUGAAGCUAUUGCUGAUGAUAAUAACUGGGCAGGUUUUCAGUCUGCUACAGAGGCAUUGCCAGCUCCGAAGAAUGAUACCACAAAAUCAGUUGACAGUAGACCUCAGUCCACUUCUGGAAUUGAGGAUUUAUUUAAAGACACACCUUCAGUUACAACAAGUUCAACUCCAGAAAACCCACAAAAAGAUGUAAAAAAUGAUAUCAUGAGCCUCUUUGAGAAGGGCAAUGUUGUGUCUCCAUUUGCAAUGCAUCAACAGCAGCUAGCCAUGCUGGCACAGCAACAGACUCUUCUAAUGGCCGCUGCUGCUAAAUCUGGUGGUGUGGAUCCCAAGUACUUGGCCAGCUUACAACAACAACAGUCUCUUCUAAUGGCUGCUGCUGCUGCUAAAUCUGCCGGUGGGGAUUCCAAAUACCCAGCUGGCAUACAACAACCUGGAUCCAAUAUUCCUGUCCAAAGUUGGCCAACUGCUGGCUACCCAAUCCCGGGUAUAAUGCCCAUGGGAAGUCAGGAAGACUUGCAAAAACUAAUGCAAACAAUGAACUUGACUGCAGCGCAUUCAGCAGGGAGUUCAGUUCAGUAUCCGCAAUCUAGUUACUAUGCUAUGGGGCAAGUUGCUCCAGUUAAUGGUUUGUCUACAACGUCUGGAGCAAGUAAACCUCAGGCAGUAUCUCCGGUAUCAUCAGCAUAUCCAACAUCAGCGCCCACUUCAAAGACAGGGAGCGAUUAUGAUUUCUCCUCUUUAACACAAGGAAUGUUUGCAAAGCACUGAUUUACCAGUGCUUGCCCAUAGAAGAUUAGAUAAAAUUACAGAAAAAGUGCACUUUCUUUUUCUCUCCCCCUUGCCCCGGGUCGUUGGGUUGUAAACCAUUUCUACACCUGCUGAGCUAGUUCAGUUUUCUUCUUGUAUCGGGUGAUUGCUUCAUUUGUGUCCAUAGUUGUAUUCACAAUAAAACUUUAGUGAUAUUAAUUAUUUUAUUCUGUUUCUCUUUUAUAUCUUGUGUAUAAGAAUCCAUCUUUCAUGUGAACUAUGUCCAAAACAUAGUCAUAGUUACUUGGGCGAAUAUUUUGUUUCAUUU
Molecule: messenger RNA, 2014 nt
Organism: Vigna unguiculata (cowpea)
Lineage: Eukaryota; Viridiplantae; Streptophyta; Magnoliopsida; Fabales; Fabaceae
Gene: AGD5
Product: ARF-GAP domain 5
Molecular function (GO): GTPase activator activity
Source: RefSeq, a predicted model, not a curated record